GCAGGUAACAAUUGCACAAAUGUUGCCUUUCUGAGCUGUCGCAUCAAUUUCAAGAAUGGACUUGCCAAUGAAUUUCUGUGACCGACACCAAGUUCCACCGUGCGUUCCGCUCAGCAAUGACUCAGUGCUGCCGCCUGUUUCCUGUACCUGUCCUGUUUGCCCCCCUUCUACCCCACGUCAAGGGGGGGGGGCGGUCCACCGCCGAUCCCUACAAGGAUUCGCGUGACUUCGGGCCGACGAUGUACGAUACGGUACGACGAACAGCCGCGGUCACCGCGAGGUCGUCUUGGUCAGUGAGCGAACGCUGCUGGACGUCAGUGUCUGGCACGAUGGCGCCCAGGCAGCUGUUGAUGUCCCUGCUGCUGGGGGUGCUGCUGCUGGAGGGCUUGACGUCAGCUACGGCACAAGUGCCUCCAGGUGAGCUGCACUGCAGUAAGGGCGGAGCGUGGUGUCCAACUGGGGAAACGUGCGGAGGGCCCGUCUGCGGCCCCGGGCCACGCUGCUGCAAUGAGGCCGUCGAUUUUCUGCUCCAGAAACCAAUAACUCCUGAGACGUCGUCUUCGCUGCCUGUCGACGUCCUGAUUCCGCCUUCAGAAGAAACGCCGCCGGAGCCUCCCCUCAGCCCUUCAACCGAGUCUCCAGCUUCCCCUUCCACCACCCCACCAGGAGACGCGGUGAUUGGGGAUCCCCUGGACUCCCAGUCGAGACCCAGUCGUCGCCGGCGACCCGAGUCAUCCCCCGACUCUCGCCCCAGCUCCCCCUCCCCCGAUCGUCCGUCGAGACCCUCUCGUCGCCGAAGGCCGGAGUCGGGACCGGAGGCACCCACUGACCCCUCGGAGGGGGGUCAGUCGCGACCGGGCCGCCGCCGGAGGCCCUCUUCAGGACGUCCGGGCCCCUCGGGACCGUCCGAGCCGGAACAGCAGUCUUCUCGUGGCCGAAGGCGGUGCCGACCCGGAACGAAAUGUCCCGACAACUUCCCUUGCGAACAGGGCGGCUCGGCCUGUCCCUCGGGUCAGACCUGCGGAGGCGAGUGCGGUCCCAACACCUGCUGCAGGCGCCGUUCUUCUCAGUGCGGUGAGGGCGGUGAUGUCUGCCCCAGCGGGUUCACCUGCGGCCCAUGUCCUCUGCCGGGAGGGGCCUGCUGCUUCCCCAGCUGUGACCGUCCGGACGCCUACAUAGCCGAGCCGUGCGGAGUGGAGGGUAUCUGUCUGCCCUGUGAGGCCGCCAGCGAGCGACUCUGCUGUCGGCGUCAACCCAACACCUUAGAGGACUGCCGUCGCCACUGUCGCCGUGAGAGGGGCAAGGAGUGCUACCUGUUUGGGUGUCCCAAGGGAGCGGGCUGGUGCUGCCGUAACCCCACCCCGCUGUAGGGAGAGGACGGCCGCUGAUAUCCGUAUGAAGGACCCCAGAACGGGAAUGAUACGACGUGGCUACGCAUCUACCGCGACUUCAUUCUCCAUCUCCUCUUCCUGACACACCCACACUUCGGGUUGUUCUUGCGCCCAUCGCGACUUUACUUCAUAACUUACAUAAUCUGACUAUGCAUUCGCCGUUAUUUGAACUGGCACCUAUCGUUGCAUGACCCCAACCGUGACCCGACACCCGCCUAUCAUGACCUGACCCCCCCCCCCCCCGGCCCGCGAGGUGAACUUCAUCAUUUCAUUCCUGUUUUAUUCCAGACGAGUUUCCGCGAAAAGCGGCCGAUCCUCGAGUCCUUUCUCGUCUGGCAAUGCAUUAUCAUUGUUUGUUAUCAUGGAAUGUACUGAUGUAAUACAUGCUGGUCAAAUACAUUUGAAUGAAAACUA
Molecule: messenger RNA, 1805 nt
Organism: Amphibalanus amphitrite
Lineage: Eukaryota; Metazoa; Arthropoda; Thecostraca; Balanomorpha; Balanidae
Product: vegetative cell wall protein gp1-like
Exons: 7
Coding region: 117-1370 (417 amino acids)
Source: RefSeq, a predicted model, not a curated record